This is a messenger RNA of Rhea pennata, 6160 nucleotides long. It is a transcript of the gene CDH11, whose product is annotated as cadherin 11. Bases 1416 to 3794 code for a protein of 792 amino acids. Gene Ontology annotation, biological process: homophilic cell-cell adhesion; cell-cell junction assembly; calcium-dependent cell-cell adhesion. The record is from RefSeq and is a predicted model, not a curated record. Gene Ontology annotation, cellular component: adherens junction; catenin complex; plasma membrane. The transcript has 19 exons. Lineage: Eukaryota; Metazoa; Chordata; Aves; Rheiformes; Rheidae. Gene Ontology annotation, molecular function: cadherin binding; calcium ion binding.
UUAGGAGCUGCCUAAAGAAUUCCUGUUGAAGUUUACAUGAAAACCACCCAUCUGUAGCAGCACUUCUAGAAUUGACUCUAAUAAGAAGACCAUGAUUAAUUUUUCAGAGACACACAAAAGGAGUAUACUCUAAAAUAUGUCUUGAAGACUAUGAGGCUUCUCCGGCUCUUGUUGUCAGACAGAAAACACGCACGUUCAUAAUGUUCCUGUUAUGUCCUCCAGCGUUAUUUACAUUGAAAAUUCAAAAGGAGUUGUGUUGCAUCACAAAAUGGCCAACCGCGGCGUACUGCGGAGAGCAUUAGCAUCCAGGAGCUGCGUGCUUGCUCUUUGUCCCCUACAAGAGGAGGUGAAGCAGCCUGCUGAGGGGAGUGGAAAUAAGUGCUUUGCCUAGUUUGGGAAAUGGUGACGUUAAAGAAAUGCCUUGUUUCUUCAUCCUAAAUCUUCCAAGUGGUCAUCACCUGGCCACUGUGCGGCUUUGGGCUGUAAUGUGGAGAGGAAGGAUUGCCGGGCUGGAAGAUCAUGGGUUCAGAGCACAGGGAUCUUCGUUAUCUUCAAGCCAGACUUCAUUAAUGAAGCUUUGUGGCAGCCUUCAGAGAGAUCCAGGUACUUUCAAGGGCUUCUCAAAGGGUGCGAGAAUCAGACUUCUGAAGAAGGACCACAAGAAGAUUACUGUUUGCCCCAAGUCUUUCAAGAUCAAUUAAUUUUACAUCUACUUCAGAACUGAAGUUCCUCACUCUUGGCUCUGAACCUUGAAUCUGCAUACUCAUUACACAGAAACAAACAAGUGGAAAACACAGCUGUUAAAAAAAAAAUCUGAUAUACAAGGUAAGCAAGUGCUGGCAGAAGCAAAGGGCAAUUUCCGUGUCUGAACUGUGUGUUCCGUAGGUGAAGAACAAGGAAACAUUUCCCAUCGUGAAGUUUGCUGCUUCCUCUUAGCUGCUGUCAGUCACCUUUAUCUUCUGCAGCUCGGAGCCUCAUUCAGCAGCCGCUGCCCGUGGAGUGUAAUAGGCUGAAGAUGCUGCCGCGCCUGCCCGGCGUCGACUUGUGAAUGGGACUCGGCUCCGCGCCCUCCUCCGGCGGCGGCCGCGGGAAGCAGCCCGCCCGGCCGGGCUCCAGCCAGAGCUGAAAUUCUGGAUAAGUGGCAGCAGAAAACUUACAUCUGUGUUGUCAUCGCGGUCUCAUUAAGUGGCGUUUCAAAUGUGUGGAAUAUGCUACCUAAGUUGGCAACAAGUUUCCAGUGGGUGAAGGAAUUAAGCUGGGAAGCUGCAGAGCAUUAAAGUGAUGCAUUUCAUGUGUGGUGGCAUCUUAUGUGCAGAACAUUUUAUCUGAAAUUUUUCGGUAGCCCCACAUUUUUUGACUUCCAAGGUGGAAGGAGUAGAUUCCUGGAUACUCCUGUGCCUACAGAAUAACCAAAAAUGAAGGAGGACAAUUGUUUACAUGCCGCGCUUAUCUGCAUGGGCAUGCUGUAUUACAGCCAUGCCAUCACUACAGAAAAACUGAACCACGGAAGGCCAUCACUUCAUGGUCACCACGAAAAGGGGAAAGAAGGACAAGUUCUGCAUCGUUCAAAAAGAGGCUGGGUGUGGAAUCAGUUCUUUGUUAUAGAAGAGUAUACAGGACCAGAUCCUGUGCUAGUGGGAAGGCUUCAUUCAGAUAUCGAUUCUGGAGAUGGAAACAUUAAAUACAUUCUCUCAGGUGAAGGAGCAGGAAUCAUUUUUGUUAUUGAUGACAAAUCAGGGAACAUCCAUGCAACAAAGACACUGGACCGCGAAGAGAGAGCUCAGUACACUCUCACGGCACAAGCCGUAGACAGGAACACAAACAGACCUUUGGAACCGCCCUCUGAAUUCAUUGUUAAAGUUCAAGAUAUAAAUGACAACCCACCAGAGUUUCUUCAUGAAAACUACCAUGCCAAUGUGCCGGAGAGAUCAAAUGUAGGUACAUCAGUUAUUCAGGUAACAGCUUCAGAUGCUGAUGAUCCUACCUAUGGGAACAGCGCCAAGUUGGUUUACAGUAUUCUUGAAGGUCAGCCGUACUUCUCGGUGGAAGCUCAAACAGGCAUUAUAAGAACUGCCCUUCCGAAUAUGGACAGAGAAGCCAAGGAAGAAUAUCAUGUUGUGAUACAGGCAAAAGAUAUGGGAGGACACAUGGGAGGCCUCUCAGGGACAACCAAAGUGACAAUUACACUUACAGAUGUCAAUGACAAUCCGCCAAAGUUCCCACAGAGUGUAUACCAGAUGUCAGUGUCAGAAGCAGCUGUUCCAGGAGAGGAAGUUGGAAGAGUGAAGGCCAAAGAUCCAGACAUUGGAGAAAAUGGCUUAGUAGCUUACAGCAUCAUUGAUGGAGAUGGAGUGGAUAUGUUUGAAAUUACAACAGAUUAUGAGACUCAGGAAGGUGUUGUAAAGCUUAAGAAGCUCUUAGAUUUUGAAACCAAAAAGUCCUACAGUCUGAAGGUAGAGGCAGCCAAUGUACAUAUUGAUCCUAAGUUCAUCAGCAAUGGACCGUUCAAGGACACAGUGACAGUGAAGAUAACUGUGGAAGAUGCUGAUGAGCCACCCAUAUUUUUAAAACCAAGUUAUAUUUUUGAAGUACAAGAAAAUGCAGCAUCUGGUACUGUCGUUGGAAAAGUACAUGCCAAAGACCCUGAUGCUGCAAACAGUGCUAUAAGAUACUCAAUUGAUCGUCACACUGACCUUGAAAGAUAUUUUACUAUUAAUGCAGAAGAUGGCAACAUCAAGACAGUAAAAGCUUUGGAUAGGGAAGAAAUUGCAUGGCAUAAUAUCUCUAUCUUUGCAGUUGAAGUCCACAAACAACAUCAGGAAGCCAAAGUUCCAGUGGCAAUUAAGGUCAUCGAUGUCAAUGACAACGCUCCAAAAUUUGCAGCAGCCUACGAAGCGUUUGUGUGUGAGAACGCUCGAAGCAAUCAGCAAUUUAUUACAAUUACUGCUGAUGACAAGGAUGACUCGGCCAAUGGACCAAGAUUUAUCUUCAGUUUACCACCUGAAAUUAUUCAUAAUCCAAAUUUUACACUCAGAGACAACAGAGAUAACACAGCAAGCGUUUUUGUUAGACGUGAAGGAUUUAGUCGCCAAAAGCAAGAUUUAUACCUUCUUCCUAUUGUAAUAAGUGAUGGUGGACUCCCACCCAUGAGCAGCACCAACACCCUCACCAUUCGAGUCUGCGGCUGUGACAGCAAUGGUUCCUUGCUCUCCUGUAAUGCCGAAGCCUACAUCCUCAAUGCGGGAUUAAGCACUGGAGCUUUAAUUGCCAUUCUUGCUUGCAUUGUGAUUUUAUUAGUCAUUGUCGUGUUGUUUGUAACACUGAAAAGGCAGAAAAAAGAACCCCUGAUCGUGUUUGAAGAAGAAGAUGUCAGAGAGAAUAUCAUUACUUAUGAUGAUGAAGGUGGAGGAGAGGAAGAUACCGAAGCUUUUGACAUAGCUACUUUGCAGAACCCUGAUGGCAUCAAUGGAUUUAUUCCUCGUAAAGACAUAAAGCCUGAGUAUCAGUAUAUGCCAAGACCAGGGCUUCGGCCAGCUCCCAAUAGCGUUGAUGUUGAUGAUUUCAUCAACACAAGAAUACAGGAGGCCGACAACGACCCAACUGCUCCUCCCUAUGACUCUAUUCAGAUCUACGGCUAUGAAGGCAGAGGCUCAGUGGCUGGUUCACUUAGCUCCUUAGAGUCAGCAACAACAGAUUCUGAUUUGGACUACGACUAUCUACAAAAUUGGGGACCUCGAUUUAAGAAACUUGCAGACUUGUAUGGCUCCAAAGACACUUUCGAUGAUGAUUCUUAACAAUAAAGUUUCAGAUUUGGCCUUAAGAACUGUGUCUGAUGUUCUGAAGAAUCCAGAAGAAAUGUAAGCAGGUAUUUUUUUAAAAAUCAAGAGAAGUCUCAUUUAAAGUUUGACAGAGAGGAUUCCAUUGAUAAAGAAGGAUAUAAAAGUGGUAAAUACUGUGAAGUACCUUUUCCUACAAAAGGCAAAUGCAGAAGUUGGCUAUCAACUUCAUGAGAGGAAAAACCCACUUAUGAAAUACAAAAUAUUUAAAUGAAGGAAAAUGCUAAAAGUGAACCUACAAAUAAAGGAAAUCUUUUAUGUAUUAUGAACAUCUAAAUCUUUUAUGUCAAAGAAGCUUCCACAAAUUAGAAAAGAUAACAGUUCUGAGCUGUAAUUUCGCCUUAAACUAUGGACACUCUAUAUGGUAGUGCAUUUUUAAACUUGAAAUAUAUAAUAUUCAGCCAGCUUAAACCCAUAUGAUGUAUGUACAGUACAAUGUACAAUUAUUAUGUCUCUUGAGCAUCAACCUUGUUACUGCUGAUUCUUGUAAAUCUUUUUGCUUAUACUUUCAUCUUGAACUAAUACGUGCCAGAUAUAAAAAAUCUGUCUUGUUGCAGUGGGAGGCGCCCUAUUUCUAUGUCAUUUUUAAUGUAUCUAUUUGUACAAUUUUAAAAUUCUUAUUUUAGUAUACAUACAAAUAUCAGUAUUCUGACAUGUAAGAAAUGUUACAGCAUCACACUUAUAUUUUAUGAACAUUGUACUGUUGCUUUAAUAUGUGCUUCAAUAUAAGAAGCAGACUUUGAAAUAAACUGAUUCUUUUUUAAUUCUUGUUCUGGUUAUUAAGCAUAUAAGGAAAAACAUAGUGUUUCUAAUGUCCCAUUUAUAGUUCUGACUAAUUUACUACAGUUGUGACCUUUUAAUAGCCUUAUUUAUUAUGUGUUUGUAGUUGGUUUGUUGCCUUGUUAAGUGAUUAUUUAAAAAUCAAGUACAUUUUACAAAUGUUUUUUAGAUUAAAAAAAAAAUGUAAUGUCUGGUGAACAUUUUGUACCCUCUCUAUCUACAGCUUGUGGCUGCUCCCAGAACACAGUAAUAGUCUUCAUAUAAUAAUAUUGUGUUCUGGAUUAAAUUAAGUGUAAUUCUUUUAAAUAUUUCCCAUGUAAUAUGCAUUUAUCUUAUAUCUUAGGAAUUCCAGAGACUUCAGUAAUGACUUUAUGAAUGGACAGGAGUACACUGUACUUACUUACAAUUUACUCCAGGCUUUUGAAUUUCAGUAUCUGUGCUAAGCUUCUGCAGGUUUUAAAGACUUAAAUCUGACCCAAUUUAGCUCUAAGUUCCCUAAAGGCUGUUCUACCUGACAAUUACUUUACCUGAGUAUUAAUUAAGAUUCUGGCACUUACAUUUUUUCUUUUUCUUUUUCAUUCUUUUUUUUUCUUUUUUCAUUUACUACAGUAGAAUAGCAUCGUCUACUGCUAGGAAGACAUUUUAAUUUGUAAUGACAGAAAUACAGAGUGCUUUCAGAAUUGUUCUUUGUAAUGUAUGUUUUUAAUCGAAAAAAUGAUCUGUAACUUUUUUAUAUUAGUUCAGAAUGAGCAAGGGAUUGGAAUAGGUUCCACACAUCAACAUUUUCAGCAUCUGUGUACAGCUGUAGUUCUGCUAAAUUUAAUAUAGUUUGCUGUUUAGGGUCAGAGAUCAGCAGCUGCAAUAUGGGAAGAGGCAAUAAAUAGAAAUGAUAUACAUUUUUCUACCAUUCAUUUUACGGAUGCUGUCCUUCGUUUGCAGUCAGGUACCAAACUGCUUGAUCUGAAAGGAAAUCUGAUUUGUUGAUGUAUUGCUUUUCUGAAGACCCCCAUAUAUGUAGUUAGAUUAAAAUUUAACUCAUUAAAAUUAGGAAUGAUGUUUCAGCUUUAUAUUCGUAACAUAUUACUUGUCCCAUUAUAUUCCUAUGUUUUUAUAAUGCAGAGUUUGCUAAAUCAGCAGAUUUGCUCUACAAUGUUUAUUGUAAUAUUUCACUUUAUUAUAACUGUAUGCAUUCUAUAUAAUUCUAUAGUUUAUUACUUAAUUCAGUUCAAAUUUCUUUGGUUGAUGAUUUUUCUCUGUUUAUAAUCCAAAGAAUUUUUUGCUAGAUUUGCACAUUUCUCCAUCAUAAAUUUAAAUAAAUAUAAAAAAUGAGUAUCAAUUUACAAAUUAACAAAUGGAAAUAAAGUUAAAAAAGAAAAAAACAUUUGUAGGACUCCAUCCUCGUUGAUGCUAUCUGGUUUUAUUUCACUAUGGAGCAAGUUUUAGAAUUAACAAUUGCUUUUUCUACAUUUUUAUGUUUAGUUUUUAAGAAGGACAUUGUCAACUACAUUUUUUUUAAUAGUUUUAAAUGCUUUGAGUUUUAGUCU